AUGUCUUCGGAAAACGCCAUUGUCUACGCCGCCCUCAUCCUCAAGGAUGACAACGUCGAGAUCUCGGCUGACAAGCUCCAGACCCUUACCAAGGCUGCUGGCUUCACCGAAAUCGAGCCUAUCUGGUUCUCUCUUUACGCCAAGGCUCUUGAAGGCCAAGAUUUGAAGGAGCUUAUCUGGAACGUUGGUGCUCCUGCUGCUGGUGCCGCUGCUGGUGCCGCUGCUGGUGGUGCUGCCGCUGCUGACGAAGCCAAGGAAGAAGAGAAGAAGGAAGAGGAGAAGGAGGAGUCUGAUGAGGACAUGGGCUUCGGUCUCUUUGACUAA
Lichtheimia ornata is the source of this 324-nucleotide messenger RNA. RefSeq lists its product as uncharacterized. The transcript has 3 exons. Bases 1 to 324 code for a protein of 107 amino acids. NCBI's taxonomy places the organism in Eukaryota, Fungi, Mucoromycota, Mucoromycetes, Mucorales, Lichtheimiaceae. Gene Ontology annotation, biological process: translational elongation; cytoplasmic translation. Gene Ontology annotation, cellular component: ribosome; cytosolic large ribosomal subunit. The record is from RefSeq and is a predicted model, not a curated record. Gene Ontology annotation, molecular function: protein kinase activator activity; ribonucleoprotein complex binding; structural constituent of ribosome.